ACCAGAACACCGCAAAAGAGAUGACCAGUACAAUGUACCGGUACCGGUAUUAGUACCUGUGUCGAGUGGGCUUCGGUCUCACUUCCAUAAACUUCUGCAUAUUUUUGAACCCUCUGAAACGUAGAUAGCGAGUAGUAAAAGACAACAUGGCGCACGGCAGCAGCAGAAGGGAAGAAGAGGAAGCAAUGAAAGAUGGGGAUCGCCAUCGGCAUGGUGACAGCAGGAGCAGCAGGCAUCGUGAUCGUCGGGGUGAUGAUGAUAAGGACAAGGAGCGCAGGAAGCAGAUUUCCUCGACACGCGGAAAUGAUGUCUGUGCAGACUGCCCUUCCACCAAACCACUCUGGGUUUCCUUUCUCAAGAGUACAGUUCCCACAAAAGAUGGUGAUGGUGGCAGUGCUAGUGGAGGAACCAAAGAAAUCUUCGUGGCCGUGUUGGUCUGUCCACAGUGUGCCCAGCAUCAUCAUUUUGAGUUGGGAACCAAACGAUGCCGUAUCAAGAACUUCAAAAUGCAACAUGAAUGGUCCUCGGAAGAUAUUCUCAUUUUACGAGAUAGUGGCAAUCAUCAUGUCAAUUCCAUUUGGGAAGCUUCCCUCACGGAAAAAGACUUUGACAAAAAGUUGGUGCUAUCAGACACGGAAGAAGAAAACAAGCGACGAGCCAAGUUUAUCAAACACAAGUACAAGAGGGAAAAGUAUCAUGCCACCAAUGGCACCAUGUUGAUGGUUGCCGCCGUGGGAGCCAAGAUGAAACAAAAAAUCAAGCAGAAAAUAGCCAACAACAAGGAGAAAACGAAACGACGCGAUCGUCGAGUCACCAGUGACAGCAUGUGGACACGGAAAUCCAAAUCCAAGCAAGCAUCUGACAAGAAGAAGGAUGGCAACGACAAGAAGAUGGAGCAGCCACCAAAGCAAGUCAAAGUCGACAAGCAAGGAGGAACCACAGCAAGUCAAAGUCGACAAGAAGAAGGAGGAACCACAGCAAAUCAUAGUAGACGAGAAGAAGGACGAACAUCACGACAAUCCUUCCAGCAAAGAGGCGGUUAUGAGUCCGAAAGACAAGGAACUACUGCUCGCGACGACAACAACAACCACACCAAAAGCAGUGGAAACGGAGAAACAACAAGCAAAGAAUUGCACGUGGCUGUGUUGGUCUGUGCAUCCUGUGCUCAGCAUCAUCACUUUGAACUGGGAACGAAACGAUGCCGCAUCAAGUAUGCCAAAAUGCAACAUGAGUGGACACCAGAAGAUAUUACCAUCUUGCAGGAGAGUGGAAAUGAUCAUGUCAAUUCCAUUUGGGAAGCCACCCUCACCCAACAAGACUUUGACAAACAAUUAGUGCUAUCGAACAAAGAGAAAGAAAAGAAGCGACGGGCCAAGUUCAUCAGGCACAAGUACAAGAAGGAACAUUAUCAUGCCACCAGCAGCACCAUGUUGGUGGUAGCGGCCGUGGGAGCCAAGAUGAAAAAGAAGCUCAAGAUUCGACAGAAGAGGGAGAGUAUCAUUACGUGGACAAGGGGGUUGAAGGCCAUGCCCAAGCGAGUGCACGUCCAUGGCUACACGACACUGGAACAAAACGAAAAGCAAGACAACAACGACAAGGUGGAAACGGCCGACAACAAUAAACUUGAUGGCGACGACACCAAAGACAGCAACCACAAUGGCAGAGAUGACGCAAAGUUGAAUUAG
Molecule: messenger RNA, 1685 nt
Organism: Seminavis robusta
Lineage: Eukaryota; Bacillariophyta; Bacillariophyceae; Naviculales; Naviculaceae
Source: the annotation of a GenBank genome assembly